AUGUCGAAUCCUGCACUACAAGUUUAUGGGGGUGACGAGGUCUCUGCUGUUGUAAUUGACCCCGGGUCUUACAGCACCAAUGUUGGGUAUUCUGGCACCGACAAUCCACAGCUUAACAUUCCUUCAAGCUAUGGACGCUACACAGCAGGCGAUAAAGAGGGCCACAAGUCAUUUAACGACCAGUUCAUGGGAUUGCCACGCCGUGACUUUGAGAUCAAGCCGAUUUUGGAAAACGGAUGUGUGGUGGACUGGGAUUCAGCUCAGGAACAAUGGGCGUGGGCAGUGGAAAACCAACUGAAAUUCAAUAGUCUCAAGGGAACACCAGCGUUUCUCACCGAGGCAAUUUGGAACUCAGAGGCCAAUCGAAAAAAAUCUUUGGAGGUUCUUCUGGAAGGCAUGGAUUUCGAAGCUUGCUACAUCGCACCUACAGCCACAUGUGUGUCUUUUGCCAUGGGGAGACCAACCUGUUUGGUCGUCGACAUCGGCCACGACGUUUCGAGCGUGUGUCCCGUCGUUGACGGUAUGACGCUUUCGAAGAGCUCCACGCGAAAUUUCUUGGCAGGCAAGUUUCUUAACACUUUGAUAGAAAACCAUCUGAAACCUCGAGAUCUGAUUCCUCUAUUCAGAGUUAGCCAGAGAAGGCCCGAUUUUAAACCUAAGACUUUCGAUUACCAAAUCGACCCAUCCGUCGAUAAUUUCGCCAAUAGUAGAGGGUUUCUCCAAGAAUGCAAGGAAACUCUGCUUCAAGUGGCUCCUAUUGACUCGCCCAAGUUCGAAACCGAGCUAGAUUCCAUGUCUAAAAGAUCCAUCGAGGCUCCUUGGGGUGAGAACAUUAUUUUUGACAGUAGGACAAGGUUUUCGUUCGCAGAACAACUAUUCAAGCCCUCUGAAGAACUCAUGCCAGAGAACUGGCCAAAAUCGAACGGCAUAGUUGAGACGUGGCAUAAUGAUUAUGUUCCGAUGAAAAGGGCGAAACCAAAUGUUGGCAAGGAUAGAGAAGGCACGACAGACGCCACGCCUUUACCAGAGGAAGCAAAAGCCGACGAUGCUUCACCAGAGACCAACUCUAAUGGCAAAAGGCCUUUAGAUGGAACUUCCGAUAGCGUUAGCCUGCUCGCGGGUUUAAGUGAUUUGGUAGCCACUGCAAUUACAGCUACUGACGUCGAUUUGAGGGCAACAUUAGCACACAAUCUCAUUGUGACAGGUGGCUCUUCCUCGAUACCGGGUUUGACCGACCGCUUGAUGGCAGAACUCAACAAAAAGCUACCAGCACUAAAAUUUCGCAUACUUACUUCAGGUCAUCCUAAAGAAAGGCAAUCCAGAGCAUGGUUAGGUGGCAGUAUUUUGUCAAGUCUGGGAACUUUUCAUCAGCUGUGGGUCGGAAGGCAAGAAUUUGAGGAGGUAGGCGCCGAAAGGCUAUUAAAGGACAGAUUCAGAUAA
Messenger RNA from Lachancea meyersii CBS 8951, 1440 nucleotides. Lineage: Eukaryota; Fungi; Ascomycota; Saccharomycetes; Saccharomycetales; Saccharomycetaceae. The record is from the annotation of a GenBank genome assembly.